Molecule: messenger RNA, 1956 nt
Organism: Seminavis robusta
Lineage: Eukaryota; Bacillariophyta; Bacillariophyceae; Naviculales; Naviculaceae
Source: the annotation of a GenBank genome assembly
AUGGCCUCCAGCGACGACGAUGACGGCAAAAAACCACCGGCUCGAAAGCCUUUUGUGAACCCCUAUGCGAAGAAGCCUUCGAACAAGGUAACAAUGUCCGAUAUUACUUCGAAGGGUCGGCAACCUUUUGCGCGCAUGAGUACCAGUGGAAAGGCUCCUCGUUCUCAUUACCCACGUGGCUAUUCGCAGUACGAAUCGGUCGAUGAUGUGGAAGUGGAACAUUUCGAACGGCGUUCGCAGCCUCCUCCUUAUGCCGCAGCAUCGGAGAAUGUGCGUUUCGAUCCUUUUUACCCUCGUUCUGAAUCCUCCGACGGAUAUGUCCCCCCCGCCGAAGAUUCUCCCAACACUUCAUUUGUGAAGAAGCGUCGAUCAACCAUUAAUUCGAUUCGUCCUGGCUCCAAGCUUGCUGAUAGUGGAUCUGUUUACUACCACGUCCCAGCCAUCAUAGCCGCAGAGAAUCCCAAUCAACCACCAGGUACGCCGCCUCGGGAACCUGUUGCCGGCUUGAUUGACACCAAUCCGCCACCACCGGCAGGAGUUGCUUUGCCCGAAGUCAACGAGACAACCCAAGAUUCACCCGCAAAGAAUAGCAAUGAUGAUGAAGAAGAUGAAUUUCCUAUGGAUGACUUCAUCCGUCUUGCGGCUUCAACACUCACUCUGUGUGAACGCUGCUAUUCAAUCAUCGACAAACUCAAGGAGUCCGGCGUUGUCCUGUUGGACGUGGUCCAGAAAUACUACGAUGGUGUCAAUACGCCGUAUGUGAUGUGUGGGAAUGAGAUUGCUUGGAAGUUUGAGGAACACUUGCUUCGACAACCCAUCUUUUGGCUCGCUCAGAGUGGUUAUCCCUUUCCACGUCCUGGAGAUGGCUUUGCAAUGAUGGGAAUGUAUAUUCAUCCAGACAAAUUCAUCGAAAUGCUGCAUAUGCUCCACUUCAGCAUCACCAUGACAACAUUUUUCUUCAAGAGAGUUGCCGCUGGGUUCAAUUGGAGCCAUGAUGAGUAUGCCCGUCGAUUGGUAUUCUUCAAAGAGGCGCAUCCUUUUAGUGGAUGGAUGGUCCGACGACUUGGAACAGCUGACGUCGAGGAGAUCCGUGAUCCCAUCCAAGAUCCUGACGAAGACAAUGAUCCGGAUGGUGGCGACGACCAUGGACCUGAUCGAGAUGGUGGUCGUAUUGAAAGCAGCCGCAACAAAGAAGGAAGUCGUGGAAGUCGUGGUUCCACCAGCAACAACACAAGCCGCAAGAAUCAGCCUCAUAGUGGUGUUUCCAACAGCGGUCUACUCCCCAAUCAAGCUUACAUUCCACUGACCAUCCGUACUGGAACAUACAGCAUGGAAUUCGGAAUGGGUGGAACUGAAGAGACUCUUGCUUCAACACCAAAGUUAAGCGGUCAAGCUAGUCGGAAGCGGACACCUGACACGGAAGAGAGUGGGCGCAGUUACGAAACUGCCUUGGUCAUCACAGACUCCGGUGAUAUCGAGCCAAAACCGAAGCCGAAGCCGAAACCAAAGCCGGGAGCUGCGUCCAAACCAAAGCAGGGAUCCACGUCCCUGACUGCAUUGGAGAUCCCUUCGUCUUCCAGUGAUGACAGUGACCGAAAGCCUGCUGCAAAGAAGAAGCCUGCUGCAAAGAAGAAGCCAUCUGUCACCAGUAAAACAGGCGAGGAGACGUCGGACGACAGUACCGACGACAAUACUGAGGGUUCCCCCGAAUCUCUUUCCAGCUUGAGUUCUCGGGAUAGUCCACCUACAAGGGCUGCUAAGCAAAAGAGUUCCCAGAAGACUGUUCGCCGUCGUCUUCUGUUGACAAAGGAAGAAGCAUCCACUGACGAUUCCGAUUCUGAGGACGAACUCAAGCAUUGCAGUCAAGAAUCCAAGGAAGACGAAGGCAACAAUGACAGUGACAAUGAUGCAAGUAGUCCAGGCGGUCACUCAUCUACAACUUCUUUGACGUAUUGA